GCGGAGACACAGAGGCACAUUGAGGCCUCCCCGAGGGAGCUGCUGCCCGGCCACAGGGGUUCCAAAGGGAGAAGUGGGUCAGGGCUGCGGCUUCACUGCUGAGUUAGCCCGGAUCUGGGAACCUGGGCUAGCCAAGCCCAUACGUGACCGUCCACCCUGCUGAGCCCUACUCAGCUGUCACUCUUGUAGCCACAUCCACAGUGGCACUGCAGUAACCUGGGUUAGGUGCGAGGAUUUCUGGGGGCGUAUCCCAGCCAGGGGGUUUAGCACUGCAGUAAGUGGAGCUGUUCAAGGAGUCGUUUGGUGGUAUGUUGUGGAAGAGCCUGUCUGUCCUUCCUGGGCCCCUGGGGGAAGUGUUCUCAAGCCAGUAAACCAAAGCACUUCCAGUCUGGGACUCUGCAGGCCCCAUGAAACGUGGGAUAUAAACACUGAACCAGUGUACAUAAACUGGGCAAGGCAGCAGAAGUGAGCAGGCUUGGAGAUUGGAAAGCCAUGCCUCUCUUUGGGAACAUAUUCAGUCCAAAGAAAACCCCCCCAAGGAAAUCAGCCUCUCUCUCCAACCUGCACUCGCUGGACAGAUCGACCCGUGAAAUUGAGCUGGGCCUGGACUAUGGCACUCCCAACAUGAACCUCACUGGACAGAGUCUGAAGUUUGAGAAUGGCCAAUGGAUAGCAGAGUCAGGGAGCAGCAGUGGGGAUCGCAGGGAGACACAGCGCCUGCGCAAGCGGAACCAGCAGUUGGAGGAAGAAAACAAUCUCCUGCGUCUGAAAGUGGAUAUCCUGCUGGACAUGAGAAGGAGAAGGUCAAGGUCCCUUCAGCAGAAGAGCUGGAUUACACUGUCUGAGACUACAGCUGAGUCCCAUCUGAUGGAGAAGGAGCUGGAGGACCUGAAGAGUCACAGCCGGAGGAGGAAGUGAACAACAGCAAGAAACGGGGUUAGGGGAUGGGCAAGCAAGAGAAUUUGGUUUGAAAUCUCCAUCACCCAUGCAAGCAGGGCUCCUAAAGCUGAAGGGCUCCUAAAGCCUGGCUGGGGCAGCUUCAUUGUCUUGGUAGCACAUGGUGAUACUACAGUCCACUGGAUAGGUAGCCAAGGUCCCAGGCUUGAAAUGUUAAUGGAGCCUCCAAUCAGAAGGAUCUACUAUACUACUCCAUAGAGCUGCUGCAGUGCUCUUAAUAAGUUCCUGUAGGACAUGUUCUGUGGUGAUGAACAUCUGUUUCUCCCAGAUCACUCCUCACUUCUUUUCCUCUAUAGACCUGCCACCUAAGGCACAGAGCCAUUGAUGGAAGCACGUGUUGAUAAUCUGUUUUCUCAAGGAGUUCUGGGCAAGAAUCCUUUCUAUACUGUGAGCAGAGGAGUAUUUGUGAGUGGAUGGUAGGGAAGAUGCCUUUGUAUAUGUGCAUGGCCUUAGUGUCUCUGGUUUGCAGAUUCUGUAUGGGUUUCCUUGCUAAUAUCUCACAAACUUCAGAUUGGCCCUUCCCCGACUCCUGUUCUAAAAAUCAAAUAACAUCCUAAACUAAAAUAGUCUUUCCAUUUUCAGAUAUUUAUUAUUAUUUUUGUGCAAACCAUUAACUCUGCUUCCUGCUGUUGGCAGGUGUGUUUCUGGAAUUGUUUGUUCUCCUGAGUGUUUCUUACAUUUGUAUAAAAUGAAAACAAAUUAUUUUUUUUUUUUAUAAAAUUAAAACAAAUCACA
Messenger RNA from Mauremys reevesii (Reeves's turtle), 1692 nucleotides. It is a transcript of the gene CBY1, whose product is annotated as chibby family member 1, beta catenin antagonist. The coding region runs from base 493 to 918 and encodes 141 amino acids. Lineage: Eukaryota; Metazoa; Chordata; Testudines; Geoemydidae. Gene Ontology annotation, cellular component: nucleus. The record is from RefSeq and is a predicted model, not a curated record. The transcript has 6 exons. Gene Ontology annotation, biological process: negative regulation of Wnt signaling pathway.